AUGGAUUCUAUUAACAUUGUCAACGUAAAUAUACUCAAUCCUGAGGCAAAAUUAACUGAUAGUUUCGAAAUUGAAAUCAUGCUUGAAUGCUACGAGGAAUUUCAUUUCGAUUUGGAGUGGAAAUUGACAUAUGUAGGAUCUCCCAAGUCUAAGGAGUUCGACCAACUCCUUGAUUCAAGUGUGAUUGUUCGGUCUAUUUUGGUUGAUACCCCUCGAGUGACUCGUUUUGAUCAGGGAAUGGUUGAUUUACCAUUACCGGAGAGAAUACACGAAAGCAAUUCUUUGGAUCGAGAUGGAGAAGUUGGCGAUGAAAGUACAGAGGAGGAUAUUAUAAAUGAACCAAUUAUGGAUAUUGAUGGUAGUUUAUCAUUCAAGGAUGAUUAUUAUCCUCUUAAAGAAGGACCACAUUGUGUAGAACCCGAUGUAUUUGCUCGUCCGAAUAGAGCCCCACAAAGAGAUAUUCCUCCAACUGUUUGGCCUUAUGAACAAAGAACACGACCCCAUAUCGGGGAGUCCUCAGUAAAGUAUAUAGCAUAUGUCGGAGACCCUGUCGACAUAGACCACGCUCGAUUAGGGACUCGGACACUAAAAGUCAGUUAUGCAGUGAGUGAACUGGUUGCUAAGGUGGGGAAGCCACAUACAAUUGCAGAACGUCUGGUGAAGCCAGCAAUGUUGAUCUGUGCUAAAGAACUGCUAGGAGAACAGGCUGCCAACAUUCUACAAAAAUCCCAUUGUCUAAUGACACAGUGA
Molecule: messenger RNA, 750 nt
Organism: Octopus sinensis (East Asian common octopus)
Lineage: Eukaryota; Metazoa; Mollusca; Cephalopoda; Octopoda; Octopodidae
Exons: 3
Coding region: 1-750 (249 amino acids)
Biological process (GO): DNA replication-dependent chromatin assembly
Cellular component (GO): nucleus
Molecular function (GO): histone binding
Source: RefSeq, a predicted model, not a curated record